Messenger RNA from Andrographis paniculata, 1235 nucleotides. Its product is annotated as zinc-finger homeodomain protein 10-like. Gene Ontology annotation, biological process: regulation of DNA-templated transcription; regulation of developmental process. Lineage: Eukaryota; Viridiplantae; Streptophyta; Magnoliopsida; Lamiales; Acanthaceae. Gene Ontology annotation, molecular function: transcription cis-regulatory region binding; DNA-binding transcription factor activity. The transcript has a single exon. The record is from RefSeq and is a predicted model, not a curated record. Gene Ontology annotation, cellular component: nucleus. The coding region runs from base 153 to 1082 and encodes 309 amino acids.
UUAACCAUGGUUUUAAAAAAACAUAACCCAACCACACUAUUCCUAACCAUGGUUACAAAUUUAUCAAUUUUACUUACACUUUCCAAACCCUGAUUUUAUUCCCAAUUUUUUCAAUUUUUUCCAUUCCAUGCCGCUGUUCAGUUCCGACCCUAAUGGACUUGACCAAUUCAACGGUUAAAACUCCCGAACCUGAGUCCGAGCCUCAGGCUCGAGUCCAGGCGGUGGCGCCGCCGUUCAGCAACGGCGUACUGAAGCGACACCCGCCGCUCAGCAGUCUCCACCCGCCGGUGGUUGUGGCGUACAAAGAAUGUCUGAAGAACCACGCCGCCGCGCUCGGCGGCCACGCCGUCGACGGCUGCGGCGAGUUUAUGCCGUCGCCGGCGACGAAAAUCGCAGACCCGACGUCGCUAAAAUGCGCCGCGUGCGGAUGCCACCGGAAUUUCCACCGCCGGGAGCCGGAGGUUGCGUCGGCGGCGGCGUUUCCGGCGCUCGAGUACCGGCCGCACCACCGGCACCACCCGCUUCCGCCGCCGGGGAACAGCGGCGAUAGCGCCGAUAAUUCCCCAUCGCCGCCGCCGAUCUCGUCGUCGUACUACCCCACGGCGCCGCACGUGCUGCUGGCUCUCGGUCACGUGACGCCUGACGGAAAUCCCCAAAUCACCACCUCCGGAAACCCUAAUUUGACGCCAUUGUCGACCUCCAGCUGCCGGAAACGUUUCCGGACGAAAUUCAGCCAAAAUCAGAAGGAGAAAAUGCUCGAAUUGGCCGGAAAAGUCGGCUGGAAAAUGCAGAAACGCGACGACGAUCUGAUAAACGAAUUCUGCGGCGAAAUCGGCGUCGACAGAAGCGUUUUCAAGGUGUGGAUGCACAACAACAAGAACACAUUCAGUAAAAAGGACCUCUUAACGGCCGUCAUGACGCCGUCAGCCGCCGUUAACGGCAACGGAUUUAGUUACAGUGCGGUGAGCGCCGCCCCGGCCGAGGAGGACGCGGAGGAGGAGGAGCGCCACCACUUCCACGGCGGCGAUGAAGAAGACGAUCGUAUUAUCGUUACAAAUGGGUCUGCUUCCACUUCUAAUUAACUGAUUAUUUUGAUGAGAUCGAACGAUAUGAUUCUUCAAUGUCUUCAAAAAUUUAUCGUGGUUUUCGAGGAAGACGAUGACGAUCGACCCACAAUUUGUUAGUACGAUAGUUAAUUCUAAUUUCUCCUUAAAUUAAAUUUUCAUUUUCUCGUA